Messenger RNA from Pocillopora verrucosa, 2084 nucleotides. RefSeq names its product SLIT and NTRK-like protein 6. Lineage: Eukaryota; Metazoa; Cnidaria; Anthozoa; Scleractinia; Pocilloporidae. Gene Ontology annotation, molecular function: protein binding. The record is from RefSeq and is a predicted model, not a curated record.
CGCGUUGUGUCGAUCAAACGAUAUUUACACGAGCGAGAUCGGAUUUCAUUGAGUGCAAGAAAAGGAAAUGGAUUUGGUUGUAGCUCCAUGGUGCAAACAGUUAAACGUUAUCUGUUUUUUACUACUUCUCCAAGCUACCACAACUCUUUCUCUUUCUUGUCCCUCAAAGUGCGAAUGUGUUGAGGUCAGAGCAGUUUUAUACGUAGACUGCUACAACGUCUCCUCUUUGAAAACCAUACCUUCUGGCAUCCCAGCAAAUGCACGCAGACUGAUAUUCAGCAAAACGCAGAUAUCACUGAUUCAGAAGAACGCCUUUCAAGGAUUGCCUAAUGUCACUGAAAUAGAAAUGCGGCACAAUCCAUUAACAACAAUCGAAGGAAACGCUUUCCAAGGCCUUAAAAAGCUUAGAGAGUUAGUGUUAAAUAGCAACGAUAUAAAAGUUCUUUAUAAAGACUCUUUCCAAGGAAUCUCUCAAAUAAAAAGGAUUCAUCUUUCCCAUAACAAUUUGCAAACGCUUCCGGAAGGAUUAUUUGACGACACAGUUAACCUGGAGUACUUGAGACUUGACAACAACAAAAUAACUUCGAUAUCUUCCACUCUCUUGGCAAGACAUGGGGAGUUAUCAAUUUUGGAAUUGAAGGAUAAUCAGCUAACUGAGUUUCCUUUAGAACUUCUCAAGAACUUAACUAAAUUAUCUACUCUUCUUUUGGAUGGCAAUCUUUUCACCACGAUCCCCUACGAGGCCAAGGAGAUAUUCGACAACAUAGCCCGGCACCAGCGUUCAACUAUAGGGCUUUCCCGUAAUCCACUGUUGUGCACCCAGGACCUCAAAUGGCUUCAGACUUGGAUUGACCUCCAUCCAUCGGUCCACUCUGUGGACGAGGUCAUGUGUCAAACACCUGUUGGUAACUGGAGCAAAGUGGCUACUUUUAACUUCAGUCUCUUGGAAACAAAUCCAUGGCCGAAACCUGGAGUAAUAAGCGAACAUACGACUUCGUCUACACUAUCAUUACAAACCACAUAUACGUCAGCAUUCAUCAAAUUAGCCGCUACGUCAUCAACUACAUCACAGGCUUCCACUGUGGUCACGUCAUCAAUUAUCUCACCGGCUACGUCAUCAGCGACAUUAACUACGUCAUCAGUUGCAUCAUCAAACACCAUUACGCCUUCCCCUUCAUCCUCGUCAAAUUCUGCAUCAUCGACGACAGUCGUCACAAGCCCUCCGGAAACAACAGAAACACCAAAUACAUCUAAAGAGACUGAUGACGUAACCACAAUCUCUACAACUCAAGAAAUUACGGAAAAAAGUAUUCCACCAAAAUCGUCCGACACUGUGACUGCGGGCUCAAAGGUAGAUGUUUCCACAACAUCAAUCGAAAAAGAGAGUGCCUCAAAAGGAAAGUCAUUAACCAGGAAUCAAGAAGUAAUUCUCUCAGCUUCCCUAGUCAGCGUUUGUAUGAUUGCAAUAGUUGCUGUCGCGAUGUAUUUUUUCAGGAAAAAAGUACUCGUCCGUCAGAAAGCAAUCAAUGCAAGGCUUCCUAAGAUGAUGUACGAUCGUGUGAAUGCGGUGUAAUUGAAUGAAGGAUGAGAAGCGCUAUGAAUCGCGAAGUGAUUGCUAGUUCCAGCACCGGGUCUGGAAAUGCAACAGAUUAGCUGAAUAUAUCUUCCAAAGAUAGGAUUAAAUAGAAAGAGCAACAUUGGCUGAGCCUGCUACAGCUGAUAAAUUCGGAGAGUGGGAGAAAGAGCAAAUGCUGACAGAGAACGGCACGGUAAAAUGGAAAAAAAGACAUUGAGAAAGUUAAAACCACAACAUUAGCGUUGCCAGUGCAGAAGUUGCGUUAUUCGUUGCAUAGAACAUCGUGGUAAAAGACGAACACAAACCGCUCCUAAAUGGAUUUUUAUCAAGUAUUUAAAAUCAUGAAUUUUCUUUAGCCAUAUUCAUAACAGUGACAGCCGGAGAUGCGACAUUCUAAUUAUUAUUAUUUUUUUUAAUUCUAGUAUAGUUUAGAGAUACUGUUUAAAAAGUUUUGAGAAAACAAACUGUAUGUUAUACAUACUUAUGUGAGGUUCAAUAAAAAUUUAUU